AAUGUAGCCGUUCACCCCGUGGUGGCAGUUCUCCAUCACCUGGCCCUACAACCGUUUUGCCCUUUGUCUCUAUUUAUCCUGCAAAAUUCUUACAGAUUAUAGUAAUCUAUGAUUUUAAGACUCUCAUCCAUCCCGUAGUCGAUUACCUAUUCAUCAUCAUUUACACCUGCAGUGAGUGACGUUAAGAAUUGAAUCUUCUCAAGGUUCUGGGUUUCGGUUUAUGCUCCCGGCUCCGGGAAACCUCUCAGUUGACGGCUUGGAAUACGAUGCGUUGGCCUUCCUUUACUUCACUUCCAUCCCUUGUGGCGGAUUUGGAAUGUUCAGGGCUAGAUUUCGGGAUUAUGGGUUGUUGGAUUGUUGGAUUGUUGUUUGUGGUGAGAAUUUGACAAGAGAGAGCCGGUGGGGAAUUGAUUUAAUUUCUGCCUCCAAGUUGAUCGAACUAUGAGGUUAGAGAAGACUGUUUAGGGUCUCGCCCCUUUUGUUUGAGUUUUGCUGCGCCGAGAGUUGUUGGAAGUCUUUUUGUAACUUGAAGGAUGUUGGGUAUUAUGAGAGGCGAUUUGGGGACUUAUUUCAGGAGGAGCCAGUUUGAGCCUUUGGUAUCCACGUUGCUAGACGAUCCAAUUUUGGCUGAUGUGCCCAAAAAUGCUACGGUGGCGGACAUUGACACCUUGAUUGGGGUGGAGCUCGGGAGUGCCAUGAAACUAUCCAUUCUCAAGCUUGACGGCAGCCACCUUGAGGUGGCAGUGCUGAACAAUGCCAAAGUUAGGGAUUUGAAGCAAGCAGUCAUGAAGUACGUUGACUUCCAGGAGCAGUCGCAUCUUGGCCAAAGACACAUUUCAUGGAAGCAUGUAUGGGACCACUUCUGCUUGAGUUAUGGAAAGGAGAAGCUCUUAGAUGACGAUGCUCGACUUCAUGAUUUUGGAAUUAGAAAAAACGACGAGCUUAGGUUUGAGCACCAUGUAGCGACGAGAGAGGAAGGCCGUCACUCGCGUGCCAAGAAACGCCGCUUCUUCCAUGGCCUCCGCAAAACUUGAUUUGCAUAUGUGCUGUAUUCAUCGUUGUCUGUAGCCACCUGGUAACUUGUGCACACAUUGGCUUCAAUCUAUGAUUCACUACUUGUGAAAAGAGAGGUCUGGCGUCGAAAAUGGUUCCGGGCACAACAAUAGUGGUGAUUAUAAUGGAGCGUCAGACUUCUACUGGAGUGUGGUAGUCACAGUUACGCCUAAAAGUUGGAGAAUGAAUGCUUGGUAUUAUAGAGCAAUCUGUUUUUGUUGUAUUGAUCCGGGCACAGUUUCAGCCCUCUUGGUCUGUAUAAAGUGAUAGUUGGGAUCUGGUUGUCCCUGGGUUCUGCAUCAGUAUUUGAGCUCCU
Molecule: messenger RNA, 1369 nt
Organism: Physcomitrium patens
Lineage: Eukaryota; Viridiplantae; Streptophyta; Bryopsida; Funariales; Funariaceae
Product: U11/U12 small nuclear ribonucleoprotein 25 kDa protein
Biological process (GO): mRNA splicing, via spliceosome
Source: RefSeq, a predicted model, not a curated record